This is a messenger RNA of Glycine soja, 684 nucleotides long. RefSeq lists its product as uncharacterized. The coding region runs from base 180 to 437 and encodes 85 amino acids. The record is from RefSeq and is a predicted model, not a curated record. The transcript is spliced from 2 exons. NCBI's taxonomy places the organism in Eukaryota, Viridiplantae, Streptophyta, Magnoliopsida, Fabales, Fabaceae.
CAAGAAACAGAACUGAACACAGUAAAAGUGAAAAAUAAAAACCUAAGUAAAAGCCAAAUACAAAAGCGUGUAAUUCAUUAUCUUGCCCCUCACAUUCGACCCCACAACCGCUGUUCCAUAUUGUGCCUUCAAAUCGCCAUUUCUUCCUUUCUCACCAACCAAUUACAAAGGCUAGAGAUAUGGGGAGCAAGGGACCAAGUUGGUCUGACCAAUGGGGAAGUGGAGGGUUUGGCAGUGAUCACUAUGAGGAGGAGGAGAAGAUGAAGAUGAAGAAGAGUGGGAGCAGCAAGAAGAUGGCAGAUGCAAAGGCUGUGGCAUCAGCUGGAAUGGACAAGGCCAAAACUGCAGCAGUUGUGGGUGCCCAGAAGGUGAAGAGUGGAACCUCUGCUGGCCUCAAAUGGGUCAAGAAUCAGUAUCAGAAAAGGACUUCCAAGUGAAACUCACUCACUCACUUGCUUCUUGGACAGUUUCAUUUCCAUAGCUUUGGUAAAUAAUACAUGAUGCUCUAGUAAAGUAAAGUGUUUUGCUUGUUUCUUAAAUUAUUACAGUAAUUAUGCUUUGGUUUUUCUUUCUAGUACAACAGUCCAGAUUAACUUGUUAUUUUUAUAUAUUUUUCAUUUGCUUAUAGAAAAAUGUUGGAUGUUAAUCAUGUUAUAAAUUUACCCUCCACCUAUCUUUCUGUGA